Messenger RNA from Monopterus albus (swamp eel), 3219 nucleotides. It is a transcript of the gene lum, whose product is annotated as lumican. The record is from RefSeq and is a predicted model, not a curated record. NCBI's taxonomy places the organism in Eukaryota, Metazoa, Chordata, Actinopteri, Synbranchiformes, Synbranchidae. The transcript is spliced from 4 exons. Gene Ontology annotation, molecular function: protein binding. The coding region runs from base 8 to 1216 and encodes 402 amino acids.
UAUUCAGAUGUGCAGCCUUCUCUUUCCUGAAUUUAGAGGACAACAGUUCAACACAAACACAACGUUUGCAGCUCUCAAUAUAACCACUUUGCCCUUGUUUGAAAGAGACCUCCAGUUUUUGAAGACCACACUGUUCUUACCUACUGGCCCUCCACCCCACAGGCACAGAGAGAGAAGCACAGAAGCCAUGUUUCCUCUUCGUGUGCCCCUGUUGGCCAUACUGGUCAGUAUGGCACUGUGCCAAUAUUAUGACUACGACGAACACCCUGUUCUCGACCUAAUACCCUUAAGCCCCAACUGUAAUCAAGAAUGCGAGUGCCCAUACAAUUUCCCCAGCGCCAUGUAUUGUGACAGCCGUGGUCUCAAGUUUGUUCCUGUAGUCCCAACAGGAAUCAAGUACCUGUACCUUCAGAACAACCAGAUUGACGAGAUCAAGCCAGGUGUAUUUGAUAAUGUUACUGCUGAACUUCGCUGGCUCAUACUUGACAACAACCAGAUCACCAAUGCUAAGAUAGCAAAGGGCACAAUCGACAAACUCACUGGCCUGGAGAAGCUAUUCUUCAGCCACAACAACCUCACAGAACCAGUCAUCCCUCCUUCAAAGUCUCUUGAUGAGCUGAAGAUGAUGUACAACCAGUUAUCCAAGUUCCCCUCUGGACUCUUGACUGACAAAGAAAAUUUGACCUUUAUCAACCUUCAGCACAAUCAGCUAACAUCCGAUGCCAUCGCUGGGGCCUUCAAAGGUCCCAAAAAGCUGCUGUCCCUGGAUGUGAGCCACAACAAGCUGAAGAAGCUGCCAGCUGGAGUCCCCAGCUCACUAGAAAUCCUCUAUGCUGACUACAAUGAUAUUGAUGGUAUUGGAGCUGGAUACUUGAACAAGCUGCCAUCACUGCAGUACCUAAGGAUCUCCCACAACAAGUUGAUGGAUGCCGGGAUACCUGCUGGAGCGUUCAACGUGUCGUCACUGGUGGAACUGGACCUGUCUUUCAACAAGCUGCAGUCCAUCCCUGAGAUCAACGAGCAGCUGGAGCAGCUCUACCUCCAGGCCAAUGAGAUCAACAAGAUUGAGAUGGCAAGUUUCUGCAAGUACAUUGGACCUCUCAACUAUUCCCGCCUGAAGCAUCUGCGCCUGGAUGCCAACAACGUCACACACAUCAACAUGCCCCCUGAUGCCGUCAACUGCCUGCGCCAAGCUUCAGAUAUCAUGUUCGAAUAAGGGCCACCCUCAGAUCUUCAGCCUUUCUGCUAUCAUAACACCGCUCAGCUCAAACUCUUGUGGAUUUAAUUGUCAUAAUAUACCAUCUUUCAAAGUGCUCCUAUGUCCCUGCACGUCUGACAUAAGUAUUAUGAAAUCUGGGAUAUUGUCAUCUCAUAUCAAACAUAUAUCUUGAACAAAUCUAAAGCUGAGCUAUUGUUGAUAGCCAUGACAAGCUAUCAACAAUUUUGAACAUCUUUGAGCAACCUAUCUUGCAAAAUAUGCAAUCGGAUUAUUUCAGAUUGUGUUUAUUUCAGCAAAUGUUCCAAGUAUUUGGCUCUUUAUAUUUACAGGUAUAAAUUAAUAUAAAAUAAUUGUUUAAAUUGACAUGAACAUAAAAAAUAACAUUCCAACAGUAGAAAUAAAGAGUAAAAAAAGUCUGCUGAAUAAACAUGAAUUCAUAUACACACACUUUAUACAUUCCAAACUUGCAUUUGAUUAUACUGAAUACAGACUCAGUGGAGUAAGCAAAGACUAAAGUUCUCCCGUGUCUCAGUUCAGUUGUCGUGUCAUUUUGUUGUCUGUCUUGUAUGUUCCAGUGUUCAGCAUGUAUAGUAUAAUGUGGGUACAAUAAUGAAUCCAUUGCUGUGCAAAGGACCAGCGAGAAAGGGCUUCACACUCCGUGUGAUGUCUUUAUAAGAAAUUAUGAUCAAACUGUAAAAUAGCAGUUACAGUGCAGUCAUAUGUUCAGUAUCUAAAAUGAUUUUUAAGGAAAAUAUCAGUGUUAUUUACUUGUGCCUGUUAUUUACUACCUUGUUGCAAAUGCAUGGUGGCCCACUGGCUGAUUAGCAAUAUCCAUUCUCUUUAGGAAAUUUACUUCCCAGGUUUUUACAGGAAUAAUUUCAAGCUGAACAUCUGAAAAAUUUACAUAUAUUUGUCUUUGGUGUUAGAAAUUAGAAUAAAUGAUACAAGUGUAAAAGACACCAACAUUAUCCUUAGAAGUAAAUCCUCAUAGCGAAUUUCUUUCUUUUUCAGAAAUCACGAGUCAGUCUGUUUAUUCACAUGACUUAGUUCCUAGCUGUCUGCUGUUGUGCACAUUGCUGAUUUGUAUACAACAUUGCAUUACUUGCAUGCUUCCAAUGGUACAUUCUUUGAUAAUAAACUACAGCUUUUGCAGUUAAGGUGCUGUCAUUGUUACGUAGUCGUUUACCAUAACUGAUAAAGGCUUUUUACCAAUACAAAGUCAACUUGGCGGGUCUGUCAUGUGGACUGAAAUUAUGUUAUUAGAAUAUCACAUUUUGUUUAGGUUUAAUUUGUCGUUUUAUCGUGAUUUCAUUUGUGGCCUUUUGACUCAGUAACUGCUCUUGGAUUUACUGUGAGGAAACCAAACACAAUUGAAUAAACUAUGUUCCCAACUAUUUGUAUGAUAUCACUUUUUAAGCCUUGGUGAAGCCAGCUUAUAUUUGCUGACAGGACUAUUGGGCUUAAAAUUUGUAUUUAUGUACCAUUUCUUUAACAAGGCUUCCUUUAUUAAGGUUUAUAAUGUAUAAGUAACAGCUUAUUAACUGUGCAUACAGUAAGUUAUAUUUCAAAUCAUUAAGCCUGUAAUUAGCCUUUAAAGAUGUCUUUGGGGUUGUAGUUAAAAAGUACAUUUGGCUGGUGCACUCAAAGCGUUAAUGGCACAGUUUAAAGUGUUUAUAAAACAAAGUAAACACAUUUCUGUGAACAUCUGCAUUAAUAUCACUGACUGUAGUAAAGUUACUGCUCUCAAACCUACAAUACUAAAAGUGUUAUUGAGCUAUAAUGGUUCAAAGCACAUAGCUGAAAUUCGCAUUUUGAGUACAAGCUGAAGCCAAGUGGAAGAAGUCAACAAGCAAAACAACAUAUUCUCUACAGCUAGUUCUGACCGCAGAGAUCAUACCAAGCAGCUGUGCGACCCGAGCAUUAUAAUAGAUUAUUGUGUACUCUGUAAACUGUGCUUACUUUUUGGCCAGCUGCCAUCUCUGGCCUAAAUCUUUGUGAUU